Lactuca virosa is the source of this 1568-nucleotide messenger RNA. The record is from the annotation of a GenBank genome assembly. NCBI's taxonomy places the organism in Eukaryota, Viridiplantae, Streptophyta, Magnoliopsida, Asterales, Asteraceae.
UAUCAGUCCUUAAAAUCUCCUUUCCCUUUGGAAACAAUAUAGAUGCGGUGAUCUUCAACUCUGAUACCCAAAAAGAUGACUGGAAAAAGAUUUGCCGACCAACCCGAACCUGACCAGUAUUGGCAGAAUGAAAGACGCCGGCGUGCUAGACCUUCUUUGGCUUCUGCAAUCGGGGAAGUUGUGAAGAUGAAUUUUGUGCAAAAUUUCUGCACAGUGUUAGAGCCGAUGCUUCGAAGAGUGGUAAACGAAGAGGUUGAAAAUGGACUGCGAAGAAGAAUACCAUCAUACUCUAGGUCGAAUUCCCUGCGGAUCAAUGCACUCGUACCCUCGAGUACCAUGCAACUCAAAUUCAGAAAGCAUCUUACACUCCCAAUUUUCACAGGCACCAAAAUAUUGGAUGAAGAUGGCAACCCUCUUGAAAUAUAUCUUGUUGACACCAACAACGAUCUAGAGUCGAGCUUUUCCAGUGCUCUAAAAUUACAGAUUCUCGUAGUAGAUGGAGAUUUCCCUUCUAGCAACAGUAUCAUAUGGACUAGCGAUGAUUUUGAAAAGAACAUCGUGAAGGAAAGAAGAGGGAAAAGGCCAUUGCUUGCUGGAGACGUGAGUGUUACUAUGAGAGAUGGCGUUGUUUCCAUUGGCGAUAUUGAGUUAACAGAUAAUUCAAGCUGGAUUAGAAGUAGAAAGUUCAGAAUUGCAGCCCGAGUUGUUCAAGGAGCAACUCCUGAAGUUGUAAUUCGUGAGGCCAUGACUGAAGCUUUCGUGGUUAAAGAUCAUCGUGGUGAAUUGUACAAGAAGCAUCACCCGCCGAUGCUUGAAGACGAUGUCUGGCGCUUAGAGAAGAUUGGAAAAGAUGGUGCGUUCCAUAAGAAACUCGCUUCAAAUGAUAUCAAAACCGUGCAAGAUUUCUUAAAGCUUUCGGUUGUCAAUGAAUCUAAGCUUAGAAAGAUUUUAGGGCUAGGUAUGUCCGAUAAGAUGUGGGAAGUAACUAUAAAACAUGCUAGGACUUGUAUUCUUGUGAGCAAACUAUAUAUAUCACGAGGACCCAAUCAUACGAUCUUCUUGAAUCCUAUAUGUCAAGUAGUCAAAGCCGUGAUCAAUGGAGACGUUUUCACCGGCAAAGACCUUGCUACCCUAAACAAGGUUUUUAUCCAUAAACUUGUUGGAGAGGCUUAUCAAACUUGGGACUCUUUAGAAAUAGUUGAUGGUCUUUUGAAUGACACUCCACGACUAACACAAGGUGAUAUGGUGGAUCAGUACCCAAGGAGUCAGAUAAUGACGGUGGGGAUGUAUGGGGGACAUGCUUAUCCAAUAGCUCAAGCCACUGACUUAGCAUUCGUGUCGACCAAUGACCAUAUUGGUGUUGUGGGUUCGACUUCAUUUUACACCCCAGUUGAGGCUUACAACUUCUCGGAGUCUUCAUCCGAAGGCGAAUUUGCAGCACAUCAUAAUUUCAUCAAGUGAUUGAUGUUGUUUACUCAGUCGUAGACUUCACUUGUAAAUUUGUAUAUAGCUGCCUCCAACAAGUAUGUCAAUAACCAAGCCAAUUCCCGAUCACAAACAUCAUGAAC